Molecule: messenger RNA, 5098 nt
Organism: Ogataea polymorpha
Lineage: Eukaryota; Fungi; Ascomycota; Pichiomycetes; Pichiales; Pichiaceae
Exons: 1
Coding region: 51-2525 (824 amino acids)
Biological process (GO): trehalose biosynthetic process; cellular response to heat; fungal-type cell wall organization
Cellular component (GO): alpha,alpha-trehalose-phosphate synthase complex (UDP-forming); cytosol
Molecular function (GO): catalytic activity
Source: RefSeq, a predicted model, not a curated record
AAGAUUUCGAAUCGGCGCCGAUAAAGGUGAGCGGACGGAUUCUUAACUGCAUGACGCAACUGCCGAACCAAAUCUACAAGACAAAAAAUGGCAAAUGGGACUUGAAGCCGCUCAGAGGGAGCUCUGCGUUGCAUGCGUCGAAUGCGUUCUUGAACGAGGCGACCAAUUGGGAGUCUCACUUGAUUGCCUGGACCGGCGAGCUGUACUCGUACAACGAGAGUGUUCCGCACUCGAUUCCCACGAAUCAGUCCAUUGAGAACGAUCCUUUAUAUCUGAACGAUAACGACAAGGAAUACGUGACGGCAAAAAUUCACGAGGCAAACAACGACAAGAACAUCCAUCCUGUGUGGCUUCUGCGCAAAGACCAGGAGAGGUGGCGGAAAUAUGCCGAGAACGUGAUCUGGCCCACGUUCCAUUACAUGCAGCCGGCUCCCAGCGACGGCCGCGAGGAGGCCCAAUGGUGGCACGACUACGUGAAAUUCAACGAGGCCUAUGCCGCCAAAAUCAAGGCCAUCUACCGGCCAGGAGAUAUCAUCUGGGUCCACGACUACUACUUGCUGCUGCUGCCGCAGAUUCUGCGAAUGGAGUUUCCACAAGCCUAUAUAGGCCAUUUUCUUCAUGUUCCGUUCCCGUCGUCGGAAUACUUCAAGUGCCUGAGCAAGCGCAAGCUGUUGCUGGACGGCAUGCUGGGAGCCAACCAGGUUGGGUUCCAGAACCACUCUUUUGCCAGACACUUUAUCAGCUGUUGUGCCAGGCUCCUUGGCUACGAGGUGACGCCGGACGGAGUGCACAUCCACUCGUCCAACGUGAAAGUUGUGACGUUGCCGUUGGGCAUUGAUGUGGCCAAGCUUGAACAGAACGCGUUCACGGAAAGCGUCGAGUCGAAAGUGCAGACGCUCAAACAGCUCAACGGCAACCGCAAAAUCGUCAUUGGCAGAGACAGACUCGAUCUGGUGCGCGGUGUGGUCCAGAAACUGCAGGCCUUUGAAAUGUUCCUCGACAUCUACCCCGAAUGGCGGGGCAAGGUUGUUCUGAUUCAGGUCUCUUUCAAGCCGUUCUACCACAGCUCCAAGCUGGACAAGAAGGUCAACGAACUGGUUUCGAACAUCAAUGCCAAGUACGGCUCGCUGGAGUACACCCCUGUGCAGUAUUACAACAUGAAGGUGGACAGAGACGAGUACUUGGCUCUGCUACGGGCUGCCGAUCUGUGUAUGAUCACGUCCAUCAGAGACGGAAUGAACACAACGGCUCUGGAGUACAUUGUGUGCCAGAAAGAGUCCAAGUCGCCGCUGUUGCUGUCUGAAUUCAGCGGCACGGCAAGCGUUCUGCAGGACUGUGUUCAAGUGAAUCCCUGGGAUGCCGUUGGCGUGGCCAACUCCAUCAACGAGUGUCUGCUAAUGAGCGACGACAGAAAAGCCGCUUUGGAGGCCAAAUUGUACCGGUCUGUGUGCAACAACACUAACCAGGACUGGACGUGCCAUUUUUUGCAGAGCCUAAUGGACUUUGUGGUGAAGCUGAACUCGAAGCACGGUACGCCGUAUUUAAACAAACCGAUGCUGCUGGAGGAUUAUACAAGAGCAGGACGGCGUUUGUUUCUGUUCGACUACGACGGGACGCUGGCCCCAAUUGUGCGCGAUCCAAACGCAGCCAUUCCUUCGGCACGGCUGAUCAAUGUUCUCAAAGCUCUGGUCCAAGAUCCCAAGAACGAGAUCUGGAUCAUCAGCGGCAGGGACCAAGAGUUUUUGGAGAAGUGGGUCGGCUCGCAGUUCCCUGAGGUUGGCCUAAGUGCCGAACACGGGUGUUUCCUCAAGAAAGCAGGCCACAAAGAAUGGAUCAACCUGGCCGAACGGUACGAAAUCCUUUGGAGAGAAGAGGUGGAGGAAAUUCUCAAAAGAUACACAGAGAGAACGCCCGGCUCGUUCAUCGAGAAGAAGAAGGCCGCCAUAGUUUGGCAUUAUAGACAGUCCGACCCAGAGCUCGGAAAAUUCCAGGCAGCAAAGUGCAAGGCAGACUUGCUGGAGAGAAUGGCCGCCUACGACGUCGAAGUGAUGGCCGGAAAGGCCAACGUCGAGGUGCGGCCGUCCUUUGUCAACAAGGGAGAAAUAGUGCGCCGACUCGUGCUCAAUUCUGACCCCCUGGUACAGCAGCCGCGCACUUUUGAGCAAAUGCCGGAUUUUAUUCUGUGUCUAGGAGACGACACAACGGACGAGGACAUGUUCAAGGUGUUGAACGCUAUUGAGCAAAAUUGGAAAGACAAGAAACUAGUUUCGGUCAGGGAGCCGCGUGGCAUCUACCCGGUGACAGUGGGCCCGGCUAACAAGGAGACGGUGGCCAAAGCGUAUCUGUCAGACCCAGACCAGGUGUUGGACACGCUGGGUUUGCUUGUGGGCCAGGUAUCGCUGUUUGACACCGCGGGAACAGUCGAACUGGACGACAGGGGCCAUCUGAAAAACAGCGAGAGUGCGCUACGGUCUGAGAAGGCCAGACAGGCGUACCAGGCGACGGCCGGGUCACGUGACCGAUAAAUACGUCAAGGCUGCUCGGGCAAAAAUGGCUGGGCAGAUUAUUAUUUAUCUAGACAAUUGAAUAUACAGGCAACAUAGUUAUUUACCAGCAGCGUGCUGCCAAACUGAGACACCCGUUUUAUAGCAUCACUGCGGCUGUAAUUUUUUGACGGCCCCCAGUUCCUGAAUUCCGCCGCUUCCGAAAGAACAUGACAGAACCAUUUCCUAACCCGGCUCUGUCGGGACAGUCGAUUGCGCAGGACGAUUACCUCGGCCAUCUUCUCUCCUCCAACAAUUCCCGGUCUAACUCCCGCAAAGCAUCUCUUGCUUACGGAAGCAUUAAUGAUAAUGAGCCGGUAUUAAGGCGUUCUCGCAGUCUUACAGAAUCUAUAACAAACUCUAUGAUAGUGGCUACUAACGUGACCUGGGAGCAGAUCCAGCGUCGCCGGUUUCUGUCUGUGUGCGUGUUUGGAUGUCUGUUCAUCUUCCUUUUCAAUCUGAUAUUCCUUCCGCGGACCUCGUUGGACAGGGACUUACGACGUCUCCAUGGCGAGUUUCUCACCUUUGACGACUGUUCGCGACUAUUUUUGACCCAGCUCAACUUUAAGAACAAUGUUAGGAGCUACAUGGAGUUUAUGGAGCGCGAUGUCCAUUUGCCUGGCAAAAACCACGAGGCCGCCGAGUUUUUCUUCAAGAACAACUACCAGUUCAGAACGUACUCUGACAAAUACGAGACCUGGAUGGGCAGGCCUCUGAAGACGCACCUGAAGAUGUAUGACGGAGAUGAGGUUGUCUACGAAGCAAAGUUGAAAGAAAGCGAGCUUUUGUCGUUCCAUCCGUACUCCGCCAACGGGACUGUCAAGUCCGAGUUUGUUUAUUUGAAUUAUGGCCUGGAGCGCGACUACGAAGCUGUUCGCAAGGCCGGCGUCGAGGUGGGCGGUCUAAUUGGCAUUGUUCGACGCGGACAGAUUAGCGUCGAUCGCAAAAUUAAAAUUGCCCAAGAACACGGAAUUUCCGCCGUUCUUGUGUACUCUGACCCGUACGACGACGGACAGCAGAGAGUGAAGAACGGCCGCAAACCGUUUCCGUCGGGGCCUGCUCGGAAACCGUCCAGCGUGGACAAGGAAACAGUCAGUUUUCUUGCUGAGCAGCCGGGUGACCCGACAACGCCUGGAUGGUCUUCGACGCUCUUUGCUCACAGAGUGGAGCCGAAAACUAUUCCAAAAAUCCCCUCCUUGCCGCUCAGCUACGAGGACAUCGAGCCUAUAUUAAAGACCCUGAAGGGACCGGACGUGGGCUGGCAUGGGGACCUGGAAUUUUCGUAUUCAUGCGGGCCCUCGAGCUACUCCCUUGAUCUGCUCAACCUUGUUGAGUAUAAAGUGAAGCCAAUUUACAAUAUUGUGAAUGAGAUACCCGGCGUGAUCAAGGACGAGGAGCUGAUUAUUGGCGCGUCUAGAGACUCAAUCGGAGGCCUAGGGGGCGUUUCGAGCGGCCAUGUGGCCAUGAUGGAGCUGGCUAGGGGGUUUGACGAGCUCGUCAAGCUCGGCUGGAAACCCCUCAGAACCAUCAAGCUUAUCUCCUGGGAUGGGUCCAGCUACGGCCUGCUGGGGUCCACAGAGUUUGGAGAGUUUUACUCCACCAAGCUAGCGAAAAACAAUAUUCUCUACAUUAACCUGGAUAAAUUAAAUGGCUCGCAGCUGAAAAUAGAGAGCCACCCACUUUUCAACGAGUUGCUGCAGAAAGUGAUGAAGCAGGUGAUGGUGGACGACAAGCAGACGCUCCAUCAAUACUUCACCGCAUCGAAUUCGUCGAUGGAGCUGAUCUCGACCGGAAUGGGAGACUACUCUGUGUUCCAGAACCAUUUAGGCAUACCAUCGCUAAACCUCGGCUUUUCAAACAAUAAAGACACAGACCCUGUGCCCUACUUCAACUCCCUGUCUGAUUCGCUCGAAUGGUACACCCGUCUGGAUCCAGACCUCAAAUUGCCCAACGUCAUGGCGCAAUUUGCAGGCCUGUUUGUGCUCCAUCUCAGCGAAAAGGAAAUUCUCCACGUGAGAACCUACGACUAUGUCGCAGCCAUACAUUCACGCUAUAAACACAUAAUCGACAAGGUGCCAUCUUAUUGGUUCGACCGCAUAUGUGACGAUGAGUCCAAUAAGCGGCUGGGAACAAAAGUUGACGAGAUGGAGACUCUUUUCCAGAUAUUGUUGAAAAAGAGCUCGAGUUUCGACUCCAACCUUACGCUUUUGCAAAAACAAAUUCUCCAAGACUACCCGUGGUUCAAGCUACUCACAAAGAUCAAGAUCGCGAUCAAAAUCAAGGUGGCUAACUUGAAGGUGCGUUCGCUGGACCGGCUGUUUGUCACGGACCCGGUGCUUAUAGACCGCGCGUGGAUCCGUCACCUCAUAUUCGCCCCCUCCCGUGACUCACAGCACGCCUGUGUCCUUGCAGGGCUAGAGGAGCCGCUCCGCUCUGCCGACUACGACACUUUUGCCGCCAACCUCAACAUUGUCGGCAACGCUCUAACGAAACUGCAACGCAAACUCUGAUGACCGUCGCGUCGAUAGACGCAAAAUACCUAAUUUAUAAAGCAA